Molecule: messenger RNA, 549 nt
Organism: Neomonachus schauinslandi (Hawaiian monk seal)
Lineage: Eukaryota; Metazoa; Chordata; Mammalia; Carnivora; Phocidae
Gene: FAM229A
Product: family with sequence similarity 229 member A
Exons: 3
Coding region: 1-387 (128 amino acids)
Source: RefSeq, a predicted model, not a curated record
AUGCAGCCCGCCCCCUCGACGCCCGGGCCACGGCGCGCCGCAGACACCUGCCGGGCUCCGCCUGGACCGGAGCGUCGUCCCGCGGCCAGGGGUCCGGCAGCUGCUUCCAGCCUGGGACCGGCCUCGGCCUCCGGCAGAGCGCCCCGGGGCCUGGACAUGAGCGCCCAGGAGCCCCCGCAGGGUCGAAGGUUCCCCAUUGAGGCCGGAGACUCCCCUGGCCUUGCCGCCGCCCCCGAGUCCCAGGACAGCCCGGAGCCGGUAGCCACGGAGCACACCCCGGUCAGGCCGCUUCGACGCUGCCCGGGCUGCCACUGCCUGACGCUGUUGCACGUGCCCAUCGACGUCUACCUGGCCAUGGGCGGGAGCCCCCGGGCCCGCGCCACCUGAGUGCGCCUGCGCACGGCGGCUCCGCGGGAGCCGGGCGGGGACGAGGCCCGCCGCGGGCCACCACGCUGAGGUCGCGCGCGCCGAGCACGAGACAAUGAUGCACAUUUUAAAAUAAAAGAAUGAUGCACAUUUUAAUAAAGCACAGCAUAAACUGUUCUUUCC